Synchiropus splendidus (mandarinfish) is the source of this 1745-nucleotide messenger RNA. It is a transcript of the gene fbl, whose product is annotated as fibrillarin. Gene Ontology annotation, molecular function: rRNA methyltransferase activity; histone H2AQ104 methyltransferase activity; RNA binding. Lineage: Eukaryota; Metazoa; Chordata; Actinopteri; Syngnathiformes; Callionymidae. The coding region runs from base 137 to 1126 and encodes 329 amino acids. Gene Ontology annotation, biological process: rRNA methylation; box C/D sno(s)RNA 3'-end processing. Gene Ontology annotation, cellular component: nucleolus; small-subunit processome; Cajal body. The transcript has 9 exons. The record is from RefSeq and is a predicted model, not a curated record.
GUUUGCCAAGCGCGAUACCCCACAAGGAAGCAGAUCUUCCUGCCUCACAUGUGCUCCAGACCUGACGAGAGUUUGAGGAACACAGCCGAGCUGAACCGGCACAGCUGAAAUAAUCUAAAUAAAACACAAAGGCAAAAUGAAACCAGGUUUCAGUCCUCGAGGUGGUGGCAGAGGUGGAGGCAGAGGAGGAUUCGGUGACCGUGGAGGUGGUCGAGGAGGAUUCGGUGGACGAGGAGGAUUCAGCGACCGCGGUGGACGUGGUGGUGGUGGAUUCAGAGGAAGAGGUGGAGGAUUCCGGUCACCCGAGGGUGGUGGAUUUCGGGGACGUGGAGGCGGCAGAGGAACGCCAAGAGGAAGGGGAGGUCGAGGAGGUGGCGGUAGGGGCGGCAGAGGAGGCUUUGGUGCAGGGAAAAAGGUCCUGGUUGAGCCACACAGACAUGAAGGUGUGUUCAUCUGCAGAGGUAAAGAGGACGCGCUGGUGACAAAGAAUAUGGUGAUGGGAGAGUCUGUGUAUGGAGAGAAGAGGAUCAGUGUUGAGGAAGGUGAAACGAAAAUUGAAUACAGGGCUUGGAAUCCCUUCCGCUCCAAGUUGGCAGCUGCUAUCUUGGGUGGAGUGGACCAGAUUCACAUCAAACCGGGGGCAAAGGUCAUGUACCUUGGCGCAGCUUCUGGGACCACAGUCUCCCAUGUUUCUGAUAUUGUUGGCCCAGAAGGACUGGUCUAUGCCGUGGAAUUCUCUCACAGAUCAGGUCGCGAUCUCUUGAAUGUGGCCAAGAAACGCACAAACAUCAUUCCGAUCAUUGAAGAUGCACGACACCCACACAAAUACCGGAUGUUGGUCGGAAUGGUGGACGUGAUCUUUGCAGACGUUGCUCAGCCGGACCAGACCAGAAUCGUUGCUUUAAACGCGCACAAUUUCUUGAAAAAUGGAGGACACUUUGUCAUUUCCAUCAAGGCAAACUGCAUAGACUCGACAGCUGCUCCAGAGGCAGUCUUUGCUUCUGAGGUAAAAAAGAUGAGCUCUGAGAACAUGAAACCCCAGGAGCAGCUAACACUUGAGCCCUAUGAGCGAGACCACGCUGUGGUUGUGGGCAUUUACAGACCUCCACCAAAGCAGAAGAAAUGAGGUUUGGGAGCAGUCUGAAAAAGUUUACUGUUUUCUUUUAUAAACUUUUUGUCGGUUCUAUCUGCUGCCCUUCACACUGAAAGUAUCCACAAUAUCAAGGCUGUACAAAACAGGCUGUGCCAUUGCAGAUGGUUGUCAGAAUUAAUGGAGGACGUUGUUUUGACCUUUUUAACGUGGUAAAGGUGCAUGUAUGAUUAGGGCAUCUGUAAAUAUGAGUGUCAUCUGUGUGACUGUACACAGUGAAAUGUCAAAGGAUCAACUUUCUGUACCAUACCCCUUGGAAUAGGUUAAAGCAGAAAUUUUAAUUUCUCCUGAGGAUGUCCCUUGAUUUCUUUUUUUGUUGUACUGAAAGAAAAAGUUGAUGUCUGUCUAUAGAACUGGUUAUUUUAAUUUGUGGGGGCAAUAUUUUCCAUGUAUGGCCAAGCAAUCACAGCAAUCUGUGACUCAAGUUACAUUUGCAUUUACAACUACCCAUGGUAAAUUUAACUGAUUCCUUUUUUGCUUGUAUCAUUUGUUAGCAUAAAAUAUUAGGAUUGUCAACAAUGGAUGCCUAUACCCAACUCUGUAUGACUGGCAACUUUGUUUUAUUAAAUGUGUUUUUGAUCAUCUCUGAAUUGGG